AUGUACAUACGACAGACUACCGCGGCUUUGUUGAAGGUUGGAGAGGGCAGCAGCAAGCGAGCGCGGCGGGCGGCGAGGCACCACGUGGAGGCGCACCGCGGUUUCGAAGCGCGUGUGAACUCUCGAUUGGAGUGCGCGUGCGUGACUUGUCGACUUGCCUCCUCCCGCACUCUCCCUCCCGUACUGAUAUUUUGUGUCUGCCCGUCUAGGACAAUGUAUAUGUUA
This is a messenger RNA of Iphiclides podalirius (scarce swallowtail), 225 nucleotides long. The record is from the annotation of a GenBank genome assembly. Lineage: Eukaryota; Metazoa; Arthropoda; Insecta; Lepidoptera; Papilionidae.